AUGGUAAAGAAGGCAACUGUUGAGAAGUGGGGGUUUGACGAAAUACAAGUCACCUCGAAUGAUGAUGGCGAGGCAAUUGAAGUCAAGUGUAUUAUUUGCACUGAGUACUAUCAGAGCGACGAAGACGGCAAGAAAGUGUUAAGUAAGUUAACUGGCGUUGUAAAAUCGUUAGUUAAUAAAUGGAUUCAAGGCACGACGACGAUAAAGAAAAACAAUGCUAACGAUCAUCUCAAAGCCCAGUAUCAUGUCAACGCAGUCAGAAAACUGAAGGAAAAGGCAGAGCAGAAAUGUGACGAAGUUGAUAUUAGCGAGGCAGAGAAAUUGGCAGCGGAAAAACAACCCAGCCAGUCAAGUAUCUUAACGAAUGUCAGAAAGCUUAACGUUAUGCAAAGAGAGCAACUGCUUAAGAAAUUUCAACUGGUCCACUUUGUGGCGACUAAAAACCUUUCUUUCCAAAUGUAUGAACAGUUUGUAAAGUUUGAGCGUGACACCCAUAAAGUAGAUGUCGGAAAUGCAUACUUGACAGAUCGAAGCGGGCGAGAAAUGCUGGUGCAUCUUUCAAGAGCUUUAUUACAACGAAAUGUCAUUGAUCCUCUCAACACAGGAGCACGUCUGUACUUCAGUUUGUUGUACGAUGGCUCGUCGUCGGCAAAAACAAAUGAUGAAAAGGAGCUGUAUGUUAUAAAGACCUGUGAUAAAGGGCGACCCUCGUUUGAUGUUCUUUCACUCCAAGAACCUGCCAGUGUUGACACAGUUGGUCUCAAAGUUGCCAUGGACAAGGCUGUCGACGAGGCGAAGUUGACCAUUCCACGAAAACAUCACGAAGUCGGAGUGGGGUCUGACGGCACUUCAGCAAACAAACGGCUGUAUCUUCUGGAAAAGGAAGAUGUUGGUGACCAUCUUGUAUUCAUUUGGUGUUCUUCCCACAAACUAGAUUUGGCUGUCAAAGACGCAUUUAAAAAUGUUAUUCUGGAUUCGGAAGCACAGCGACAACUGGAGAACGAGUAUUAUUUGUUUAAAAAGGCUACUUUGAAGUGGAGACUUUUUAAACGUUACGCUGAAAUUGAAGGGAAAAGAGCUCAUCGGUACAAACGCCCUGUCGGAACGCGCUGGCUGCAUCACCAGCAGAUUGCAAUCGACACCCAUUUGCGAAACCUGAAAACCAUGUUAUCGUUUUCCAAUGAACAGAUUGAACUUCCGUACAAUCAAACAAUGAAGAAAGAGAAGGAGAGGCUCGAAGGUGUCAGACGCGAAGCGUCGAGUAUCAAGCUACUUAUUUACCAAGCUGUGAAACGUGAUGUUAUUGCCUAUCUCGUGCCCUGUUCAUUAACGCUGGAAAAAAUUGACUUGAUUAUGCCCGAAGCAAUAACAGCCAUCGAAACAGCGCAGAAGACAGUCGAAAAGCUCCACAAGAAAGUUGAAGAACUCGGCGAUCAAGCAUUUCUUGCUGAAGAUCUUCUCCCUACUUUGAAUAAAGAAAUUCACCCUGAGCUGCAGGAGAACCAAGAAGCACCCGUGCCUAGACAAACCAGAACGCGUGGCCAAGAACCGGAUGCCGAUACACCAAUAACUUUCGGUUUGUACACAAUGCAUGGCGACGUCUCCCGUGCCAUGGUUCAAGUUGCAAACUGCAUUGAAAGGACAUUAGCAUCGCUAUCGAUGUACCUCGAAGACCGGAUGAACAAUAUCACAACCAAUCCUCUAUACACGGCCGCUGCAACUUUACUGGACACGAAGUCCUACUCUUUGAAGCUGGAAGUGGACGUUAAAACUGCUGCACAUACCUUGGAAGAGCACUUCGAGGGGGUUUUGUCUGCCAAUGGCUUCGAUGGGCGGCGUCUAGGUAUUGUAUCAUGUACAGCUAGUUUAAAUAAUUAAUUGUGCUUUUAUAUAAUAUAUAUAUAUAUAUAUAUAUAUAUAUAUAUAUAUAUAUAUAUAUAUAUAUACCAUUCUUUGAUUUCAUUGUUUCAUGUUUAAUUGGAUCGGGUUUUUUUAGACAUUGAGAUUGAAACUUGUUUCUCUCACGUAACAAGAUUCUUAUCAUCAACCACUCCAAUGAAAGCAUGGGAGAGUCUGUUUGGUCUUAAACAGAAGCUCCGAAUUGGCAACAUCCUCCAGAUAGUUGAGAGAUUUGCAUUGUUCUUCCCAUGUCCAACGCAGAGGUAAAUAAAUUAAAUAUUAUAUGCAUCAUUUCGGUCCCCCGCAUCUGAUCAUGGUAUUCUAAAGGUUAAAUCUAUGUUUGAAAUAUGUUUCCUAUUCAAAUGUUAACGUGGUUUACAAACGUGAAAAUAUUAAUUCUUAAUCCUGACCUUUUCAGGUGGAAAGAGUUUUCUCAUCCUUUGCAAGAAUGGUGCGCAAUGAUCGAAAAAGCCUGAAUAACCAGUCAAUGGAAGCAGUGCUUCGAGUUCGUAACCGCAAAGUCAUCACAACAUGCGACUUUGAAAACGCGAUGGAAUUGUUUCUAACCGAAUUUCCUAAUGGUGAAAUAAGAUCAAGUAAACGUCGUCUUGAUGGAUAUAUGUCAACUCACCCCAGAAAGAAACGCACUCCAAGAGAUAAAAGAAAAGGUCUUGAUCUCAACCUUUCCUCAUCAAACUCAGAAGCGGAUUCUGAUUCCAGUCAGGGCAACAAUAAAAUUCGGGUACAGCCAGGUGAAGAUCUUGACCAUGGUUAUGGAGAAGUUGAGGUUUCAUCGGACGAUUGUUCAUCAUCAGACAAUGACCUUGACUAUUAA
Molecule: messenger RNA, 2734 nt
Organism: Paramuricea clavata
Lineage: Eukaryota; Metazoa; Cnidaria; Anthozoa; Malacalcyonacea; Plexauridae
Source: the annotation of a GenBank genome assembly